Molecule: messenger RNA, 1986 nt
Organism: Eriocheir sinensis (Chinese mitten crab)
Lineage: Eukaryota; Metazoa; Arthropoda; Malacostraca; Decapoda; Varunidae
Product: DE-cadherin-like
Exons: 15
Coding region: 1-1917 (638 amino acids)
Biological process (GO): homophilic cell-cell adhesion
Cellular component (GO): plasma membrane
Molecular function (GO): calcium ion binding
Source: RefSeq, a predicted model, not a curated record
AUGCGGGGCGAGGCUGACCCCAGCACCUUCACCCUGAGCCUCUCCUUCCAAGGCCUGAGUGGCAUGGGUGACGCAGAGGCUCUCACUCAGGUGGUGCUGCCCGUGGCCUACCAGUUCAACCCACAGCUGGUCCUGGUCACUGCCAGCCUUGAUGUUGGUUACCGCGUGAGUCCCGAUUGCUUUGGACAUAUGAUGGCCCUUCUGUCUGGCCUGGCCGAGGGCCGCAUAGUUCUGGCACUGGAGGGCGGCUUCAACCUCACCACCAUCAGCUACUGCAUGACGCUGUCCCCAGCUGGUGCCCAACAAGAGUGCCGUGCAGACCACCAAUGGGGUCAUCCGUACCCACAGCCGCUACUGGCUGGCGCUCUGCUUCAAGCUCGCCUCGUCUCAGACGACAACGCCCACCGCCCCGUGUUCCCCGGCUGCCAGUCCUACGACGACAUCCACGUGACGGAGAACGUGACGGCUGGCAGCCCCGUCCUCCUGCGCCUGGACCGUGACGGCGAGGACAAAGAGUUCUUCCUGACGGUCAUCGCGAAGGACAGUGGCUUGCAGCCCCGCCAGACGUCGUGUUCCUUCAGGGUCGUGGUGGAGGACGUUAACGACAACCCGCCCGUGUUUGACCUGCCGCGGUACGAGCAGACGCUGGCCACAGACCACAACCCGGCCACCCCGGUGCUCAGGGUCUCCGCCUCUGACCGGGACACAGGUGAGAAUGCAAGAAUCAAUUACCACCUUGAGGGGCACCCGAACCACCUGGAGUUCUUCUACCUAGAGCCUCUGACAGGCGUUCUCACCCUAAAGCGACCUCUUCAACCGACUAUGGCCAACACCCAGAUCUUCCACGUGCGGGUGCGAGCGGUGGAUGGAGGCACGCCGUCCCUGUGGUCCACGGCGCCAGUCACGAUCAAGGUGGUGUCCUCGGGGGAGCUGCCGCCUACUGUGGUCGGCCAACACCCCCGGCAGCCCGCCAUCCCGGAGAACACCACAGAGAACACGGAGGUGGUGGUGCUGUGUGCGAGAUCGAACCUCGCGGACUCUCCCAGUGUUUACUUCACUCUCGUGAACGGCGACACGCCGGACACCAACUCCGAGGGCACGUUUGCCAUCAGAAGACGGCUGCCUGACCAGCAAAGCUCUGUCUGCGGGGACAGCGCCGGCGUCACCGUCUUCGUGGCCACGCGAACCCUCGACUACGAGUUCGUCCAGCUUUACAAACUCAACCUGCAGAUUGUGAACGAGCGCAACGCCCGCCUGGAGCAGCAGGUCUUGGUCACCAUUGUGGACGUGAACGACAACGCGCCGCUGCUGCAGCCCUUCGACGGCGCGGUGCUGGAGAACACGGACAGCACGCUCAUCACCACCAUCCAGGCCGUGGACAAGGACGCCUCCCCAGAGUACAGGAAGCUCACGUACUCGUUCGACGCCACGGCCUCCCACGACGUGAUCACCAAGUUCACCCUCAAGACCAACGGGGAGCUGUGGACGACGGGACCGCUGGACCGGGAGGAGGUGAGCCAGUACCGCGUGCCCAUCCAGGUGACCGACGGCGUGCCAGAUCACGAGCGCAUGACCACCUACUGGAUCACGGUGCAGGACCUCAACGACGUGGCGCCCCAGUUCGACCUCUCGCAGGGGGUGUACGAGGUACAGCUGCCCGAGAACAGGGAAGCCGGCAAGCCCACGGGGAUACGCCUGGCCGUAGAUGACCAGGACAUAGUCAAUCACUUCACGUUCAAAAUCGUCGAGGGAAAUGAAGAGAGAAAAUUCCGGAUCGACCCGCUGGUGAACAAGCCGCUGGACUACGACUACCCCGUGAUGGACCGAAACGUGAGUCCCCUUGUAGGGAUAACUAGCUUGAGGGGUGCCGAGCUUAUAUUAGGCAGUCUCCCAGUACCCUUGGCGGCUAGGGCGUGAGGACUUCCUUGUUUACCGUAGUCCCACCAGUGAAGUAACUUUAGUCUUUGCACUGCUGGCUGAAUGGUG